Molecule: messenger RNA, 777 nt
Organism: Trypanosoma conorhini
Lineage: Eukaryota; Euglenozoa; Kinetoplastea; Trypanosomatida; Trypanosomatidae
Product: putative RNA-binding protein
Exons: 1
Coding region: 1-777 (258 amino acids)
Molecular function (GO): RNA binding
Source: RefSeq, a predicted model, not a curated record
AUGCCCGGCGGCGUGCGGAACCUUACCUUUACCCCGCUUGGAGAGGGGCGCGUGGAGGCCCGGCGCGAUCGCGAUUCCGUGCCAAUGAGCAUUAUCAUUGACAAGUCGUGCCGCGUGUACAUCACACAAAUCCCGUUAGAGCGCAUCGAGCGGGACGGUGCCAACGCGCUGCGAGCGGAAUUCGAGGCAUUUGGCCCUGUGGAGUCGUACAAGAUGUUUACCGAGCGGUCCGGACGCUUCAUUGGGAGUGUCUUGUGCACCUACCGCAACCCCGCAGACGCCAGUGCGGCGGUGCAGAACAUGGACGGGGUGCAGAUUGAAAGUAGUAUUCUGAAGGUGUCCCCCUCCCGUGACCACAGCGUUGUGCUUCUGCACCAUGCGGGGGCCAAAGGCCGUCACGGCGGCGGCGCUGACGAGGACGACGGAGAUGGCAAGUGGCAACACGAUCAGUACCAGGCCCUGCGGGAGGGCGGCGGCGAGUUGAUGGGCAGGUAUGCGUCCCAGCGCGGCGGUCGCGGCGGUCGCGGCGGUCGUGGUAGACGUGGUACACGCGGCGGUCUUCAGGGCGUAGAUGAGGCCUUUGAGCGCUACAUUGCUUCCCGUGACAAGGAGGCCCUGGAACACCGCAACAAACUGAGCCCCGGCGACGGCGAGGAUGCCCCCAAACACGAAGAAAUCGGCGCGGGUGAGGGGUGCGGCGGCACCGGCGACGACGGCGGGAGGGCGGCACCGGCGCCACUUGGCGGAACGCAUGGGGUUGAGCAAGCGGAACAGUAG